UCAUGAUGAGUAAAGUGGUGAAUUGAUAACAGAAUUCGCUUAUAGAUAGACAUUGUCAUGCUCAAAAUUACGAACAGUUCGCAGUAAUUCCUGUUCAAGAUCGAAAAAAAAAACAAAUUCAGUCUUUUUCUGUGGCCCGGAUUGAAUGUCAUAACAUGAGCGAUGUUGAAAACAUUCCACCCUCACUAAUCAAUUUGGUAAAUCAACACGAUCGCGAUCAUGGAGUUCAAGAGGUGCGCAUACAGCUCCCGUUCGGUGAAAUCGCUGGUAAAUGGUGGGGCCCUCAGAACAUCAGGCCUAUCUUGUGUCUUCAUGGGUGGCAGGAUAAUGCAGGUUCAUUCGAUACGUUAAUCCCGCUACUUCCGAAACACAUAAGCUUUUUGGCGUUAGACUUCCCGGGACACGGUUAUUCUUCACGUAUACCGGAUGGGCUCACCUAUCAGGGUAUUAAUUCCAUCAGUCUCCUGCUUGCCAUAAUGGCCGAGUAUGGUUGGAAGAAAGUCUCCUUCCUCAGUCACUCGAUGGGAGCCGUUUUCCAGUUCGUCUUCGCCGCACUCUUCCCCAAUAAAGUGGACCUCAUGAUUUCGUUGGAUUCCUUGAAGCCCCAAGUACUACCACCGGAAUUCAUUACAUCCCGACUAAGCGAUGUGAUCCCGCAGCACAUUGUAGCCGAUCUUCGUAAUCAACAAAAAUCCGAACCACCUUCGUACACCUACGCUGAAAUGGUGGAACGGCUGCACGAGGCUACGUUCCAUUCCAUUAGCCGAGAGUGUUGUCCCUAUCUACUUCAUAGGAACAUGAAGAAAAGCAUGAAAUAUCCCGAAAAAUAUUAUUUCACACGCGACAGUCGCUUGAAAUAUCACGUGGGGCUGGCCUUUUCGCAGGACGUUUGUCUGAGCAUGGCGAAACAAUUAACGAUGCCUUUUCUGUUUAUCAAAGCUACACAAUCGCCCUACUUUGAGGACAAAAGAUAUUAUGAUCAGGUAGUGGAUGUACUGAAGGCUGAGAAUCCCUUCUUUGUGCUGCGUGCGGUUAAGGGAAAGCACCAUGUGCAUCUGACUGAACCGGAACGAGUUGCUCCGGUGGUUACGGAUUUUUUAUUGAAAUAUUGGAUUAAAGAUGAGGAUAUUGUGAGCAAAUUGUGAGAAUGAAAUUUAACAAAAAAUGGAAAAUUUCUUUCACUUUCUAUCUAUACUAAACAUUGAACGAUAUUCUAAUAAAUUGCAUAUAUUGAAAAUAAAAAUAAACGUUUCAUACCUGGUACCCUA
This is a messenger RNA of Toxorhynchites rutilus septentrionalis, 1268 nucleotides long. Its product is annotated as probable serine hydrolase. NCBI's taxonomy places the organism in Eukaryota, Metazoa, Arthropoda, Insecta, Diptera, Culicidae. The transcript is spliced from 2 exons. The coding region runs from base 156 to 1145 and encodes 329 amino acids. The record is from RefSeq and is a predicted model, not a curated record.